AUGUCGACAUUGACGUCCUCCUUCACGUCACCCGUUAUGGAUCUCUACAGGUACAUCCUUUCAAAGAGGGACCCGAGGACCAUGGGCUGGAGCUUGAGUGGUGAUCCCAAGUUCAUGUUCCCUGUCAUUUUUGCUUACCUCUACAUUGUGAAGAUAGGUGGGCCGCGAUGGAUGAUGAACCGCAAGCCGUUUCAGAACCUCAAGCCCGUGAUCAUGGCGUAUAACUUCGCCAUGGUGGUCACGAAUUCCAUUUUCUUCGUAUUGUACCUUCGGCACUCUUACCUGGGCGGUGGCUACAACUUGUUCUGUCAAGGCGUUACUUAUUCGAGAGAUGACAACACCAUGGCGUUGUUAAACCUGACCUGGUGGUAUAUCUUCGUGAGGAUCGCUGACUUUUUCGAUACGAUAUUCUUUCUGCUGCGUAAGAAGUUCUCCCACAUCACCGUGCUUCACGUGGUGCAUCACACUCUGGUUGUCUUCAGUGGCUGGCUGUGGAUAACAUUCGGCUGCGACGGACAAGUUCUUCUGGGGAUCUGCUUCAACUCCUUCAUUCAUAUCAUCAUGUAUUCGUACUAUUUUCUCGCUGCACUCGGGCCGUCGGUUCAGAAGUAUCUCUGGUGGAAGAAGUACUUGACCAGGCUCCAGAUCCUCCAGUUCAUCAUUCUGACGAUCCACGUUUCAAUACCCAUGUUCUACGACUGCGGGUACCCCAUGAUAUUGACCAUGCUGGCUACUGCUCAAGGCAUGCUGGGGCUGGUACUUUUCAUCAACUUUUACAUCAAUGCGUACUACAGGAAGAGCACGCAAACGAACUUUUGCACGUUACAGGAAGACGUCAUUGAUAGAAAGGAUAAGUAG
Messenger RNA from Ornithodoros turicata, 858 nucleotides. Its product is annotated as very long chain fatty acid elongase AAEL008004-like. Gene Ontology annotation, molecular function: fatty acid elongase activity. Gene Ontology annotation, cellular component: endoplasmic reticulum membrane. The record is from RefSeq and is a predicted model, not a curated record. NCBI's taxonomy places the organism in Eukaryota, Metazoa, Arthropoda, Arachnida, Ixodida, Argasidae. The transcript has a single exon. Bases 1 to 858 code for a protein of 285 amino acids. Gene Ontology annotation, biological process: fatty acid elongation, polyunsaturated fatty acid; fatty acid elongation, monounsaturated fatty acid; very long-chain fatty acid biosynthetic process.